Molecule: messenger RNA, 2170 nt
Organism: Dromiciops gliroides (monito del monte)
Lineage: Eukaryota; Metazoa; Chordata; Mammalia; Microbiotheria; Microbiotheriidae
Gene: RASL12
Product: RAS like family 12
Exons: 6
Coding region: 88-903 (271 amino acids)
Molecular function (GO): GTPase activity; GTP binding
Source: RefSeq, a predicted model, not a curated record
UAUAGAGCUGGAGCUGGAGCCCGGAGCCACGGUGGAGACAAGAGGCGACAUUCCGCCCCUAGGGGUCCUCUGCCCUCCGGACCUGUCAUGUCGUCGGUGUUUGGCAAACCCCGGGCUGGGAGCCUUGGUCCUGAGCGCCUAGUACACAGUUCCAUCCCAGAGGUUAACGUGGCCAUCCUGGGUUGCAGAGGAGCCGGGAAGUCUGCUUUGACCGUGAAGUUUCUGACCAAGCGGUUUAUCAGUGAAUAUGAUCCCAAUUUGGAAGACACCUAUACCUCAGAGGAGACUGUGAACCAACAACCAAUCCUGCUGAGAGUGAUGGACACUGCAGAUCAGGAUGGUCCCAGAAACUGUAAGCGCUACCUAAGCUGGGCCCAAGCCUUCCUCGUUGUCUACAGUAUCGAUGACAGGAGAAACUUCGAGGGUUGUAGCCAAUACCUGGAGAUCAUCGCACACCAUGCAAAGGAGACCCAGCACGACUACCCUGUGCUGCUUCUGGGGAACAAGCUGGACAUGGCCCAGUACCGGCAGGUCACCAAGUCAGAGGGCAUGACUCUGGCCAGCAAGUUUGGGUGUCUGUUCUAUGAGGUCUCUGCCUGCCUGGAUUUCGAGGCUGUGCAGCAUGUGUUCCAUGAAGCCGUCCGGGAGGUACGGAGGGAGCAGGAGAGGAGCGCACCCACCCGGCCCCUCUUCAUCUCUGAGGAAAGGUCCAUUUUCCAUCAGGCUCCUCUCACCGCCAAACACGGUCUGCCGAGUUGCACCUUCAACACCCUCUCAACUGUUAACUACAAGGAGAUGCCUACUGUGGCCCAGGCCAAGCUCGUGACUGUCAAGUCAUCCCGGGCCCAGAGCAAGCGCAAGGCUCCCACCUUGACCCUACUAAAAGGCUUCAAGAUCUUCUGAGACCCCUGCCAUCUACCCCCUACCCUGGGGGCACAACUGUGAGAGGCAGGAGGGGGCAGUAUGAGGGGCAGCAGUCCUGGGGGCCAUCAGUUCAGACUGUCAGGACAAGGCACUGAGCCCUUUCAGGCAGACCCUCCCCGACUGACUGGCUCCCACUCCCAGCCCACCCCCCAAUUUACUUCUGGAAUUAGAAUUUCAAGGUUGUGGGCACUGAGCUAGUUGAGCUUGACUGGGGCUGCUCCCCACAAAGCAGUCAGAGCCCCCUUGCCAGGAAGGCAGACUCUAUGUGUGUGCAUGCAUGUGUGUAUGUGUGUGUGUGCUCUUGUUCCUGCAAUCCAUGAAAUCCCCGUUUCCAAGGAGACGUAAGCACUGUGACCUUGGAGGACACCAGCGGGGGAGGGGGGAGGGGGGGGCUGGUGGAAGCAGAAGCUGAGGCAGCUCUCAGAGACACGCCCAGUGAAACUUGAGGACUCUGACUUAGUGGCAGAGUUCUAAAGCUCUGUACCUCCUCCCCAGCCCGGCCCCCACCCCACUUCCUGCCUCCCUCCCUAACUUCAGGAGUUACAGAGGCCUGAUGUGGUCCCUGAAAUACAACCUAUGGGGGAAACUUUGGACGUUGAGGGACAAUCCUGAGAACACAGAGACCCCUGGUGGAAGGAGAGGGAAGAGCAGCUGUUGAGUUUGGCCAGCCCCAUUGGGAGCAUUGGUUGGUGGGUCAGUGACCUUCAUGGUCCACACCCAUGAGGAAACAGUGCGGUGCCUGGCACAUUGUAGGUGCCUGCUUGAAAUACAGCGUGUGACCCUCCAUUUGGGGUCAAAAUAGACCUUCAAAGGUUGACUUGAAGAGAAAACAAGAACGCUCAUAGAGAUAACAUGUAAUCUGAAGAUCAUACAUGGGAGGAGGACAAGCCUUCACUUUUGCUCAGGUGAUGGUGGGAGAGUCUGCAGGCUGAUGGUAUAUGCGUAUUUGAAGCUCUGGUCUUUUUUUAAGCAUCUAUUUCCAAAGCCACCUCAUUCUUUUCCAUCCUUGAGUCACUCUCCAGACCACAAAGAGGAUCUUCCAAUAGCCUUUGUCAAGAUAGAGUCUCCUGCUGAAAUCAUACUAGACCCUCCCCCCCCCUCAAAAAAAAAAACCUUAAAGGAAAUAACAGCCAGAACUAAAAAUAAUGCAUCAGGGGCAGCUAGGUGGCACAGUGGAUAGAACAUUGGUCCUGUAUUCAGGAGGAUCUGAGUUCAAAUCCAGUCUCAGGCACUUGACACUUAACUA